AUGUUCUUCAUAACCCAAGCAGAACGCAAACUCCCUGUUAGGCUUCCGAGGUCAACAGGUUCUUCAGUGGAAAACAAGAGGACUAACUGUACAACAAAUACCGCAAGCAAGCGUUGACUUCCCACGAAUUAGCUUAGAGAAAACUGUGGCAGAAGGAUCUUCAGCAAACGAGCGACGAGGUCAGAGAAGGCGCACUUGGCAGGCGGGUGCAUGACGCCCACCGGAUGAUUGAUUCUGUGACCACCAGCUCCAGUGGCACAAGCUCUCCGGGCCCAAUCGUCCUGUUCCUCUUGCUGUGGAUGGCAAGAGAUCUGGAGGCAGCAGCCCCUCCCCUCCUGACGUCGCCUCCCUUGAGCUCACGGCAAAUCCAAGCCGAAGAAUCCGGGGAAGCAAACAGCUUUCCAAAGCUGGAGUCUAGAACCAUAAAGGGAUAGAAUUCACAGGCCAUCGAGGUUGGGGAAAUGAUGUAAAGUGAAGCAGAAGGGCGGCUCUACCUUUCUGAACUCUGCCGUCUCCUGCACCAUCAUCUCCAGAGCAUGAUGGGUCGUCCGGUACCUUCGCCAGAGGAGAGCUGAAGAACACGAAGCUUGGCAGUGACUGAACCGGAGAGGAGAACUCAGCGUUACUGGAUUCACCGCAGCUACGGAAGGAGAAGCCCGCAUUCGAGGUCGGGGAGACAGGAUCGAUCAAGAAGGAAGAGAAGGACGACUUGCAGGUAAACGUGGGAGAAGAGUACUCCGGUGUUGCACCAUGGGCGAUGGGGGAAUCAGCGCUGAAGCUGACAUCACGAAGCCCGGUACUGAGCGGGGUGGAGAAGGAGCAGGCCCCCAUCGCCACUUGCCCACAAUCAGACAAGCCACUGAAUCCGCUCGUUCCUUGGAAUUGCGGCCGAGAAUCCCUCAUCCAAGCAUGA
Messenger RNA from Spirodela intermedia, 913 nucleotides. NCBI's taxonomy places the organism in Eukaryota, Viridiplantae, Streptophyta, Magnoliopsida, Alismatales, Araceae. The record is from the annotation of a GenBank genome assembly.